CUUGCAACCGCCAGCUCAGCACACCGCAGCGCUCUGUGCCGCCGCUUCGCUCGCUGCCUGAAUGCCCAGGGUGUCAUGUCCAGCCCGCCAGGAUGGACGCCGGCCGUCGUGACGAGGAGGAUCGUCUCGGCACCACUGCCGCCGCUGCUGUGAACGCCCAUCACUUCGACCCCCCAGACGGCCACAGCCAGCACCACUACCACCUCCAGCAUCGCCACCAGUACCGCGACGACAACCCCAGCGACCCGUCAUACGCGACUCACGCCUCCGCAUAUCUCGACAGCAACCACAACUCCCGCACCUCUCACCACCACGAGUACACUCCUUAUGCCGCCGACAACUUUGCAGCCUUUGCGGGCAACUCUUCUCUCGGACAGCCGCCGGCCGAUCUGAACCCCGACGACUACUACAGGAGCGUCCAGCACUUCGACGACACCACCGACUUUGCCGAUUCGGAUUAUGACGAUCCCAUGGCCUCAGCACUUCCCGCUCCCAGACACCCAGCUGGAGCUCCACGGUCCAGUCGACACAGCGCGACGCCAACAAAGGUCAACGGCCCACCCUCAGCAAGCCGCCCGACGCCAAAGACUGGUUUUCGUUCGGUAUCAGCUCCCGCUGACGAAAAGGCGCUUGCGGCGUCUCGAGCCAGAGCCGCAGCGGCGACCGCGGGUGGCCACAAGCCAAGCGUCAAAGACCUCAAGAAGAAGUUCGACCAGGAUACAGCGCAAAGUACCCCCGGCAGUUCCCGAAGGACGGCGCCUCGAGCUUCCUCACGGGGACCAGCGACGCCUUCGUCGUCCUUCCGUAGCAUAGGCAGCUCACCAGUCGGCGGCUCCUACGCUGCUCUCAGGUCCUCAGUCACGAGUCACGAUCUCGAUACACCGCAGUCAUCCACUAGGUCUACCCAAAGAGCCAGAGCCGUCACGGAAGAUAACAUCUCAAGUAAUCCUCAGUCGUUCGCUAGCCGAGUCCAUAAGCCACGGGCGUCCCGAGAGAGCAACUCUUCGCUGCCUUCCACCACCAGGUCGCGUUCCCGCCCUCCUUCACCUGGACGUCUGUCUUCCCCCAAACAACCUCGCGCCCUUCUUUUUGGCGAAGUCGUUCCCGGACACGUCGAUAUCGGGAACGCAGGAUACGGCAUCGAAGGGUUUCAGCAGUCCAGUUUCCACGACUCAAAGGGCCAGAACCCCAAGUCACAUGUUAGGAGCUUAUCCCAAUCAGAAGCGGAGCCGCAGUCACCUUCAGACUGGUAUCGCGACACGGAUUCCGCUAUGGAACACCAGGAGAACAAGGACCCCCAUUUGCAGUCUACACUAGGGAAAACGCACACACGAGCGCUUAGCGACGAGCCGUACAAGAAAGCCAAUGUUUCGCGGUCCAAGCCCUCGCAAACGUCACGACAUCCACCCACGUCCUCCCGUCUGCCAAUUGCGGUCAAGAACAACCUUAGCGCAUCCAGUAGUUCUGCGAGCCCACCCUCAUCGCGAGCCAACUCUCCAGCUUUUGCUCGACGCCAAACCCAGGCACAGGGCAAGAAUCCUGGCGCAGUGUCAUCAUCGUCCAGCAAGAGCAAUACGUCGGGUGGUGGUACAACCUCAAGAAGAGGGAACCCGACGAUCCCAUCCAUGCCCAGCUCGAACAAUAACAACAGGUUAAAUGCUUUCAUCGCUGCUCCGCCACCAAAGUUGUCCCCGCCCUUACGGAGCUCUCGGCCUCGGCAGCCAGUCUCGACUGCCUCCACCGCCAGCUCACGCUUGCGAGCUGCCGAGAUCCAGCGUGCAAAAUCACCAUCAAGAGCUGAUCCGAAGGCUAACGCAAAGGCGCUUGAGCACGGCACAAGGCGCAGGAAGAUCUCAAUGGGUCCAAUCGAUUUCGAGUCGCGUCGGGAGCAAAUCAAAUUAUCAUACUCCAAGUCGAUCAAGGAGACCGAGGCGCGCGCAGCCGCGCGUCGACUAGCUGAAGGGAAGAAGAAAGAGAAGCUUCUCGCCGAAGCAGAAGCCGAGAGAACUGCCCGAGCGAAUGAGCAGCAGCUCGAAGGCAACAGAGUAGAAGAAGCCACCACGACCAAUCUCGAGCAAGCUGUUGAAGCCGUCAGCAGCGGGGCGAGUGCGCACAAUGACACACAUGCAGUUCAACAGCCCAUACUCACAAUCACAACGGACAUGAGGGCCGAUCUUCCUGCGCUUCCAUCCAGACUUCAACAAGACACGUUAGGACAGACACCAGAAUUAGAGCUCCCCGGGACUUUCCCCUCACUAGCGACACCACCAAUAGAUCGGGACGAGGCGCCUCCAUCGGCUAUAUCUGACACGACAGAGUUUGACAAUGAGCCACAAACCGAUCCACCGGUCGCGGUCCUACCAUCUAGAUCCGAUCCGAACUUGGAUGCUGAUCUAGAGCGCCUUCCUGUCUUGCCGCACUUCAGGAGUGAAUACCGUUCUCCAUUCGACGAUGACUCGCCCAGCAGUGAGCGGAUGUCCAUAAAGAUCACGUUGGAAGAUGUGAUAGAUCCGGUUCACUCCUCCGUCGCCCCGACUCCGACAGACACGGAAUUUGAUCUGGACCAGAACAUUGGAGACUCCUGCGACGAUGACGAUGACGAAUAUGUCCCACGGCCACUGGUCUCCGGUCCCUCUCAGACCACAGUCACAAUCAUUGGACGCAACACGGACUUUUCUCCUCCUGGUUCCGCGUCUGCUAGUCAGCAUUUGUUAACACCAAAUGCUCACCCACAAGAAACCGGACUUGGCCUGCAGAACAUCGACUCGAGUAAAUUCGGAUUGCUUGCGCAGAGUCCUGAUCCGUAUUAUCACGAUGAUCAGAGCGCUGGUCUGAACAAACUGGAGGGGUACUUCGUAGGCCCGCAGCUUGGCGUUGGUCCGCAAGAGACGAGCGGUUCAAUCGACGAGAGUGAACCAGCUCGCCAUGCCGAGAGCGCACGGGAUCCGUUACAGAUCGUCUCCAGCUCGCAGCACAUGGAUAUUGUCACAGCACUCCGGCCCGACCGUAGCCCGAACCCUGCGGAGAGUCCCCGUACCACAAAUCGAUCAAGUCAAGCCAGUAAUUGGGCGGACUAUUCCGUUCACAGCCGCAGGACACAAUCGAGCCAUUUGGACAAGCAUAGCCAUCCGGAGCUGCAAUCCAUCAUCGUCCAGCGUGAAGCGAGCCUUCUCUCUGAUACAGUUCUGCCGUCGAGGACGACGCCCUUUGACGAAACGUCACAUGAUACCUCUCGCAGCUCAAAUGCUUCACCACGCGAUACGUCUCAGGGUUUCGCCUACGACCCAGAACAGACAUCUCAGCUUCCUCACCUGGACACGGGCGCUUCCUUCGUCGUCCAUUACGACGGCACCAAAAGUGCUGCGGAUCUGUCUGACCAAACUCCUGGUCAAUUUCAGGCUCGCGCGCCGCCCAGUGGCAGCACGUUCAGGGACGGUGCGGCGUCAGCGCCGCCCAGUGAGUAUUAUCCCGACACGCGACCAAGUAGCUAUGCGCAUGUCACCAAAGAUGAUCAGAGCGAGGUUUCGCUCGAGAGACAAAGACCAGGCAGCGAAGUCUUCACUGCCUCCGAAUCCGCCGCUCGCUCCACUGACCAGGUUUCGGUCGCCACCUCUGAGGGUCCCCCAACCGGCACGACGCCGCCUGACGGACGAGGUUCCAUGCCAGAAAUCACAAAUUCAGCAGAUGCGGAUUCAUUGGAUCCCAAGGAAAAGAAGAGGCUGUUCACGCGACUUCAGACCAUUAAAGAGCUCAUUGACACGGAAGCGUUCUUCAUUAGAGAUAUGAACAUCGUCGAAGAGAUCUACAAGGGCACCGCUGAAGCCUGUCCCCAACUAGACGAUAACACUAUCAAGUUGAUUUUCCGGAACACAGAUGAGAUCAUCGCUUUCCACAGCAGGUUCUUGGCAGAGUUGAAGGAGGGCGUUGUCAGCGUCUACGUCCCUCGGAGCCACCGCAACAAAUCCAGAGGAUCACCUCUGCUGUCUGAUGGCACUGCUCAUUCAGGAACAUCAACCGCUGCAACAGCCGAGCUUAGCGACGAGAAAGAUCGCCUUACAUCCCUGGGGCCAAUCUUCACACGCAACAUGGAAGCGAUGAAAGCGGCACACGAGACUUUCCUGAAGAACAGUGACCAUGCUGCGAAGCGCCUCAUACAGAUUCAGGAAGAUCCCACCGUCAAAGUGUGGCUCAAUGAAUGCAACGAGGUUGCACGAGAUCUCACUAAAGCAUGGAACUUGGAUUCCCUGCUCAUCAAACCUAUGCAGAGAAUUACGAAGUACCCAAAUCUCCUCAUUCAGCUCCUGGGCGAGACUCCCGCCGACCACUUGGAUCGCCCCGCUCUUUUGGCAGCCAAGGAGCAGCUUGAAACCGCAAUCGAAGAGAUCAACAAGACGAAGAAGAAUUUUGAGCUUGUUGGUCAAAUUGUUGGAAGAAAGCGGAAGGACUCAGACGUCCGCGCUGGCUUCGCGAGAGCAUUUGGCAAAAGAGUUGACAAGCUGCAGCCCGCGUCAAGCCGGCCCGAGGAGGACGCCGACUACAACAAAUAUCAUGAGAAGUUUGGUGAUGACUAUCUGCGCUUGCAGGUCGUGCUGCGGGAUGUCGAGUACUACACGAGACAAGUUUCGGAGUAUGUGCACAUAUUCUUGCAGUUUCUGUCCUCCAUGGAGCUUGUCAUGAGACUGCAGCCCUCUCCGCAUCCCGAGAUCGAGAGCAAAUGGGUGCGCUUCAACGUGUCCAUGAGGGACAUUGAGAAGGUCGCGCUAGCCCAGCACCUGUCUCAAGUCCGGAAGCUUGUCAUUGAGCCGUUCGAGCAUGUGAUCAAAUCUUAUGGCAACCCCUCUCUUGCUAUGAAAAAGCGCUCGAAGCGGAGGCUUGACUACGAGAAGUCCAUUCAGCUGAAGAAAAAUGGCAAGAAGAUCGACAAACAAACGGCUGAUGGCGCCGAACAAUAUGAGGCACUCAACGAGACCUUGAAGAAGGAACUGCCGAAGCUCUCUGCCCUGACGGAGAAGGUGGGGAACAUUUGUCUUGGAAAUCUGAUCAACAUUCAGACGCAGUGGUAUUCGAUCUGGAAGGACAAGGUCAAGAUGGUGCUUGAUGAUGAGGCGACGCCUGAAAUUGCAGACAUCAUCACAACUUUCACUCGUGACUACCAAUUCCAGGAGGAACAGAUCAACGCCAUCGGUAUCGUUAAUCCUGCGUCUAAGGGGCGGCCUUCACAGUCAGCAAGCACCGAUGAUUCCGUAUACAGACUGCAUCCCAGACCUUCGGACCUGUCUCCGCGUGGUCGCGGUCUGUCUCUCAACAGCGACACGGUACCGAGUCUACCUACGCCAGACUUUAUGAAGCGACACAGCGGGCAAUUCACCGUUUCGCCCACCGCCGUUACUCUACCAAGCCCCAGUCAUCAAUACUACCGGGACUUUUACGCUGGGGUAGCCGCCACUCGACCUACAUUACAGGCCUCUGCCAUGGUCUCAGAAGGAUCUCAAGGUAGCCGCUCGAUGACUGCACCUGCACGUCCUGGUACUGGUCACAGCCAGGAUUCUUCUACGAUGCCGCGGCAAAGCACAGAUUCUAGCGUGCAGGUGAGAAGCUCGACAACAUCAAUGCAGCCAUCACCAUACCUCUCUUCAGAAAACCAUCGAUUCUCAGGCCUUUUCCAAUCUGCGCUACCUCCUUCAGACCGGCAAGACCGGACAGGACUGCCCCGGCCAUCUGGAGCGUCCUCGCGUGCAUCCUCCCGGGAGCGAGAACCCAUCAAUGGGUACAAUGUCCUUUGGCUCGCCGCCUCACUUUUUGAGUUCAACAUUGAAACGACCAAGACGGAAGCUGGAUACCCGUAUCUGACGUACCAAGCUGGAGAGAUAUUCGAUGUGAUAGCCGAGAAAGGAGAGUUGUGGCUGGCCAAGAACCAAGACGAUCCGACAAACGUCGUUGGUUGGUUAUGGUCUAAGCACUUUGCCAAACUGGCCGACGACUGAACCAGUGUCCCGGCCGCAACGAGUGUUGUCGAGGAUGGGACUGCUCACCAUGACCAGUUUUGAACGCAUUACCGCAGGGAAGAAUUGGCACUUUCUGAUCCGGCAAGGUGCGUCCAAGCUGUCUCACGAACGGAAAACGAAACCACGACGCAUGACGAACCUCAGCCCUUACGAAUGGCGAGGAGCUUAUCUACUUUGUUUCCUGUCUGCAGAAGAUUCCCCUUGUCUGCA
Molecule: messenger RNA, 6215 nt
Organism: Microdochium trichocladiopsis
Lineage: Eukaryota; Fungi; Ascomycota; Sordariomycetes; Xylariales; Microdochiaceae
Exons: 3
Coding region: 93-5984 (1963 amino acids)
Cellular component (GO): cytoplasm
Molecular function (GO): protein binding; guanyl-nucleotide exchange factor activity
Source: RefSeq, a predicted model, not a curated record